AUGGCGUCGACAGCAGAAGCAUCCAAUGAAGACUCAAAGCCGGACGUGUACUCUUUAGAGAGCCUCUGGAAACGGUACAUGGAGGAGAAGAAAAUUAGUAAAGAGCUUCCGAAUGGUGGGCUCCUUCGACCUCAGAUGGAAGCGCUGAUUGACCAACCAAAUUAUAAGUACUUGAAAAAGCAUAUUUUGAAGCUGCAAGAGCAAGGCAACAAAGAAGACAUUUGUCGUAUUCUAAAGCAGUUGGCCCAGCAUGAAUUGGCUCCGGGAAUGGUCCCAUUGCCACUCCAGCCUCGAACGCAACAUCCAGACGUGCAAACUUUUUUUGAGGUGUCCUCAGUUGCCCAAACUUCCAUAGAUGUCGACGAUGAUGAUUCGUUGGAAGUGAAUCGCAGCAAUUCAAGUCCUGAAAGCGUUCUCAGUGAUGAGCAGACAGCUAACAACGGCAAUGCCAACCCACAUGACUCUACUAGCCUGGCAGAGCGUCUCUACGAAAGGUACCUUCGGGCUGUGGGAUGGGAGACACGAUAUGGUCUGAUCAUUCCAGCAACCUUGAGGGAUCUAUCAAUUGCCACAAUCAUGGCUUUUGGAGAAAAUGGUGUCCACUGUGCUGAUGACGAGGAAAGCCUGCUUGCAAUGUUCAAUAAGUACGGUGAAGUUGCCAAGGACACUCCUGAAGGACAAGACCCUGUUCUUCUUGACUUUGACCCCACUCAUCUCGUGCAAUGGAAGCAAGAGAUCAUUGGUGAAUAUGAUCGUUUCCCCUCGAAUAUUGGCAUGUACGAGACUCUCCUCAAGCUAGCUAGGAUUCGGCUACUCCUCGGGCUAUUAUUCUUGGCCCGCAAACUGCACUAA
Molecule: messenger RNA, 852 nt
Organism: Seminavis robusta
Lineage: Eukaryota; Bacillariophyta; Bacillariophyceae; Naviculales; Naviculaceae
Source: the annotation of a GenBank genome assembly